AUGAUCGGAAGAGCACACUUCUCAUUUGAUGAACUUAUCACAGCACUCACUGAAAUUGAAGCAGUAAUUAACUCAAGACCGUUGUCCUACAUCUCUGCUAGUGACAUAGAGGAACCACUCACCCCUUCUCAUCUGUUGGUGGGACGAAGAAUUCUUAACCUACCAGAUUACCUCGGACACCUAGCAGAUCCAAGUGAUGACGACUUCACAGUGGAUCCCAUGCUACUUAUAUACAAGAUGCAUGAAGCAUCUCAACAAUACAUUGAACCACUUUUGGAACCGAUGGAGAACCAAUACCUCAAUGACCUGCAACCAUGGGACCGGGUGCCGACACGAAAGACUCGGGAGAAGGACAAUCCCGGCCUUGCCAUUGGAAAACUUGUCAUCGUUCAUGACGAACAUUUGCGUCGUGGUCUAUGGAAGCUCAGAAGGAUACAAAAAACAAUCAAGGGUCGCGAUGGACAAAUCAGAGGUGCGGAGGUCAAGGUGGUGAAGAGAGACAGACAGCAAGAUUUUAUUGCGCCGCCCAAUUCAAUUGCUCUAUCCACUCAAGGUGUUUCAUCCAAACCCUCCAGCUACCAUGACCGAUCCAGAGAUAUCAUCAGGAGAUAUUUCGCCACCUGA
Messenger RNA from Geodia barretti, 624 nucleotides. The record is from the annotation of a GenBank genome assembly. NCBI's taxonomy places the organism in Eukaryota, Metazoa, Porifera, Demospongiae, Tetractinellida, Geodiidae.